UGCACCCCUCACCACCCACCUCGAGCUCGAGCUCGCAAGAACCACAGCUUAGAACAAUCAAGCAGAGCUCCACCUCGACAAUAUCAUGGCCGGAACCAGCUUUGCGGCUCUCUCCUGCCUGUUCGCGGUGGCCCUGCUCGCCGCCACGGCGUCGGCGGCGGGGGAGAAGGAGACGCGUCUGCGCGUGUUCUGGCACGACGUGGUGAGCGGGGGGCCGAACGUGUCGACGGUGGUGCAGGUCGCCGAGGGCCCCAACUCCAACGCCUCCGCCACGGGGUUCGGCUCCGUCAUGGUGAUCGACGACCCGCUCACGGAGGGCCCCAACCUGACGUCGAGGCUCCUGGGGCGCGCGCAGGGCAUGUACGUCAGCGCCGGCAAGGACUCCCUGUCGCUGAUGAUGGCCAUGAACUUCGUCUUCGUCGACGGCGCCUACAACGGCAGCAGCCUCGCCAUCCUGGGCCCCAACCCGGCCGAGCGGAAGGUCAGGGAGAUGGCCGUGGUCGGCGGCACCGGCAUGUUCAGGUUCGCACACGGGUACUGCGAGGCGAGGACGCGGUGGUUCGACGCCAGGACCGGCGACGCCACCGUCGAGUACAGCAUCCACGUCCGCCAUGACUGAGGAUGGAUCAUGCUGCGUGCAACCACACAUUUCUGGUCGUCGUUGAUCAUUUAAUGAUUUUUUUAUGUUUCUAGAGUCCGUAUAUAUGCUUAUUUUCUCGAUUCUGGCACUGCUUUAAAGUUUUGUUCUACAGGAUUUUUAGCAUCUGAUUAUUCAAAUAAAUCAUUGUUCCUCCUAUACGUUCACUGUUUGAAUGGGAUAAUGGGAGUGGUCAUUUAAUUUUGACUAA
This is a messenger RNA of Setaria italica (foxtail millet), 848 nucleotides long. RefSeq names its product dirigent protein 22. The coding region runs from base 86 to 619 and encodes 177 amino acids. NCBI's taxonomy places the organism in Eukaryota, Viridiplantae, Streptophyta, Magnoliopsida, Poales, Poaceae. The transcript has a single exon. The record is from RefSeq and is a predicted model, not a curated record.